AACUGUAGAGGCAUUUGCAGUCAUCCAUGCUUUGCGUCUUUUGAAAAAGGACUUCGAAGUCGAGACUUGAACAAGCCGCCAGGCUGAACAUUUCAUCCGCAACGGAGCGCAGAGCCAGCGAGCCGAUGCACGGGAAGGGAACUUCAUCCUCAAUCUCCCCUCCUCGCCCUCCGCCGCCGGCUUCCCCUUCCACCGGCGACUCAUCGCCUCUCGCGGUGGCGGCGCUCCUGUGCUGUGUCGUCUCCAUCACCAACGGCCCCCGUUCUCGGCCCGGCGCAUCUCAAUCGCCUCUUCAUCUCCAUCGCUCUUUAGAAGGCAGGGCAGCAAGAGAACAGGGUCAGUGGAUUCGAAAGUGAUUGUAAAUGAGGCAGGAUGCAUUAUCAGCGGUCAGCAGACUUCUUCGAGGCGAUUCACGUGGAGCAAAGGCAGGACCAAGUUCCUCACCAAUUACUUGGCGCAACAGGCUUCAGAUGCCAAGGGAAAAAGAUGCAUUGUUCAGGGAGGAUACUCUGCGAGAAGCUUCAGAGGUUGUUUCUCAGCGGUUUCAGCGAGAGUGCAGUGUUGCUGAUGUACAGAGGAAGUUGACAGCUCUAGGGGAGAGAUGGCAAAGGAUAGAGAAGAUGAAGUCCCUUGGUUCUGCGUCAUGGGAUCAUGCCACUAGGACGAUAAGCAUGCGAGAAGAGGAUUACCAGCAGUACUCCAUGGAUCACCCGAAGGAUUCAGGGAUGCUGAAUAGGCCUAUUGAGGAUUAUGAUGAGCUUUCUUUCAUAUUCAGUGAUGAAUAUGAUCCAUCAGCAGAUGGAAUUCAGUUGAAAAAGGUCCAGAAUGCCCAUUCUGACGAUAGUAGGAUAUCUGAAGAUCCCGGGGAGCAGAGGAUAGCUGGUGAGGACAUCCGCUACUUAGUUCUUAAGAUUGGGGAGUUAAUAGAUGCCAUAAAAAGCUUAAAGCCCAGAGACUUUGCUGACGACUUGUGGAAAGCGAUUACAGCAUGCGGUUACGACAGGAUGUCAAUCACUGCGUUUGAGUAUUUUCUGAAGAACGAGGUUGAAGGGAAGAUUUUCCUUGUGGGUAGCCCAGAUCUUCGCAAGGAAUGGUUAGCUAAGUUCUUCUCUAGUCUUCUGUGACCAUUCUUGAUAUUUUCAAUCCAGCAGUUCAGUUCUGUAUCUGUAUGAAUGGAAACCUUAGCACAGAAGAACAAUGGUAAUAACAUGAGAGAAGAUGAUCUGAUUUUUAUCA
Messenger RNA from Panicum virgatum (switchgrass), 1236 nucleotides. RefSeq lists its product as uncharacterized. The record is from RefSeq and is a predicted model, not a curated record. The transcript is spliced from 4 exons. The coding region runs from base 363 to 1124 and encodes 253 amino acids. NCBI's taxonomy places the organism in Eukaryota, Viridiplantae, Streptophyta, Magnoliopsida, Poales, Poaceae.